Messenger RNA from Tripterygium wilfordii, 1113 nucleotides. RefSeq names its product NAC domain-containing protein 2-like. NCBI's taxonomy places the organism in Eukaryota, Viridiplantae, Streptophyta, Magnoliopsida, Celastrales, Celastraceae. The record is from RefSeq and is a predicted model, not a curated record. Gene Ontology annotation, biological process: regulation of DNA-templated transcription. The transcript has a single exon. Bases 1 to 1113 code for a protein of 370 amino acids. Gene Ontology annotation, molecular function: DNA binding.
AUGGACGGGAAGAUGAAUCUCAUGCUAGCUUCUUUGUGGCCUGGUUUCAGUUUUUGUCCGACUGCGGAAGAGCUGCUCUUGGAAUAUCUUCUACCUCGCAAGAAACAUGGUCUUGAAGCAGUCCCCGGAGGUGGUUUCAUUAGCGACGUCGAUGUCUACUCCAAAGAACCUUGGUCUUUGUUCAAAAGCAUUGCUGAUGAUGGUGGUGGUUUGGUUUAUGUCUUCACGGACCUCAAGAAGGUUGCAACCAAAGAAGGAAAAUCAAAGAAGAACAACCAAAGAGGUGCUGGUUCUGGAUUCUGGUGGGGUCGUAAUGGAAGGCCUGUUCAAGACGGUGAUGGGAAUAUCAUUGGGAUGGAUCACUACUACACAUUUGAAACGAAGAAGAGCAAGAAGGAGAAAAAGAACGAUGAUGAUGCAGAUUCAAGCAAGAAGGAGCAUGGUCACUGGACCAUGCAUGAGUAUUCCCUGGGUGAUGAGUUCGGAGAUUUUCUUGAGAAUACCGUGAUUUGUGCUGUAGCCUGCAACACCCAAAUCAACAUCAAGCACUCUGAAUCUAGAAGUCCUUCAAAAAAGAGAAGAUUCCCAGCAUCCGGCUGUGAUCUUGGAGAUAUUUCUUCGAAGCGAAUGUGCACCGACUCUCCUUGCUCAGUCAUGAUGUUCCCUGAGCCGCAAGAACCAAGUUUGGGAGCGGAGAAGGAAGAUUUGACAGCGGAGGAGAUUGAGGAGUGGCUACAAGAAGAUCAACAUACUACGCCAACAAAAUCAGCUCUUGUACUGCCAGAGUGCAAGGAGGCUGUGACAACACAGGAGAAAGUUUGGACAAUAGAGGCGAUGGAGAAGUGGCUUCUUGAAGAUGAAGAAACUUCAACAGACCCAACAAUCUUCUCCGACUCUCCUUCCUUAGUCUUGAUGUUCUCUGAGCCGCAAGAACCAAGUUUGGGAGCGGAGAAGGAAGAUUUGACAGCGGAGGAGAUUGAGGAGUGGCUACAAGAAGAUCAACAUAUGCCAACAAAAUCAGCUCUUGUACAGCCAGAGUGCAAGGAGGCUGUGACAACACAGGAGAAAGUUUGGACAAUAGCGGAGAUGGAGAAGUGGCUUCUUGAAGAUUAA